AUGGACACAACUGACAGCGCGAAUAACACGACGUUUGGUAACUCGGAAAUAUCUCUUCCACGUCCCGUUCGUUUUUGGCUUCUUCUCUUUUCGGAUGCUCCAUCGAUUACCUGUUCACUUCUUCUUCUGCAUUAUCUUAUUCAUGAUCGUACAGCCCGAACAGCAUUGAAUAAUCACGUAAUCAUUCUUUUACUUAGUCUUGGUUUAACAACGCAAUUAAUCGAAAUACCGUUCUAUUUGUCGUUCAUUGGUAACAAUGGCGUUGUUAAACCAUCAGUACCAGCCACAUGUUUAACAUGGUGGUUCGUAAGUUUUGGAAUGUAUAACGGAGGAACGAUACUAAUGGCAUGGGCUGCUGUCGAACGACAUAUUCUCGUAUUUAACUAUAAACUAAUUUCAACAUCCCGAGGACGAUUUUUUGCACAUUAUUUACCUAUUGGUAUACUCUUACUGUACGUACUUGUGUUCUAUAUUUAUGUUUUAUUCUUUUUCCCUUGUGAAAUGAACUAUGAAUAUAGUGUACCGAUAUGUGGCGCGUAUCCGUGUUAUCAACAAGAUCCGUUCGUUGGCAUGUGGGAGUUCAUAGUAAAUAAUAUCGUACCGAGCUUAUUAGUGGCGGUUUUUAGUAUGGUGUUACUUAUUCGUGUUGUUCGACAGAAACGUCGUCUUAAUCAACGUGUUCAAUGGAGUAAACAACGAAAAAUGACGAUUCAAUUAGUAUCAUUAUCUGCGUUGAAUAUUGUUUUCAAUGUACCCUUAAAUCUCAUGUCUCUGGCACGUCUCUGUGGUCUACCGGACGAUUAUGGUGUCGAUGUACAACAGUAUUUCUAUUUUUCGUGUUAUUUCUUGAUUUUUCUUUUUCCAUUUGUUUGCUUGACUUCAUAUUCUGAAUUUUGCAUGAAAGUUAAACAAAAAAUCUUUUACUGUAAAGUUAAACCCAUUUCAGCCUCAGUGCGUAGUGCUUGGGUGACAAAUGCGAAAGAUCACUAG
Adineta ricciae is the source of this 990-nucleotide messenger RNA. The record is from the annotation of a GenBank genome assembly. Lineage: Eukaryota; Metazoa; Rotifera; Eurotatoria; Adinetida; Adinetidae.